Messenger RNA from Nothobranchius furzeri (turquoise killifish), 5281 nucleotides. RefSeq names its product V-set and immunoglobulin domain-containing protein 1. Gene Ontology annotation, biological process: response to bacterium. The record is from RefSeq and is a predicted model, not a curated record. Lineage: Eukaryota; Metazoa; Chordata; Actinopteri; Cyprinodontiformes; Nothobranchiidae.
UGCUUCAGUGUUUUAGAUCCAUUUGUCAGAUGUUUUAUGGUUACUGAAGUAGAAAUGUAACGGUUUUAUUGACUUUGUUAGUUUUUCUGGACAACUUGUGGUUUUUUUAAUCCUGCUGCCUCUGCAAGGUUGACCACACAUUCUCAAUGGGAUUAAGGGCUGGGGAGUCCUCACCCAUGGUCCUGAGCUUUGGGUAAUUAUCAAAAGAACAAGAACAUGAACACAAGUGGCUGAAAUGAGUUUCCUUUGCAAGGAGGCCAAGCUCAGCCGUGAGCUGUUUUUACAGGACUGGCUGUCUCUCACCGUCCCCGUAAAAAGGCGACUAAUCUGUUCGUCCGCUCGCACGGCCAAAAGCUCCAUGGUCUCCGCGUCCGUCCAGUUUGCCAUGUUGUUGGUGGUUGAAAGAUACUAGUGAGAGGCCAUGUUUAUCUGUGUUUAUAUGCCUUCCGGCCGGCAGCAUACGUCACCAACGCGACCACCCUCUUUUGCGGGGGAACCUCCCACAGUCGCUCCAAAGUGAUUAGCGGGGCUGACAAGCAUUUAGCCGUCAGAGGCGAGGGGUUGAUGUGGCAAGAUUACUACCAAGCGUGGCGGAACGAAUGCCACGAUAUUUGCGCAACGCUAUGCCGGCAUGGCGCGUUUAUAGACAUACCAUCGCGGUAAUAUUACGCUGAUUUGCCGGCAUGGCGUGUCCUAUAAAAGCACCUUCGGAGUUAGGGUAAGGAGCUCAGACAUCUCAUAGAGGCUGGGUGCUGAGCCACUUCUCCUUUGACAGGAGCCAACUGAGGUGAUUAGAGCACACACUGGUAAGAGCAUCUACUCUUGCAAAAAUAUAACUUGUUGAAGGUUUUUUAGAACAAAUAAACUGAUGAAGAAUCUUUGGAUGUAAGGUUAUUUAUUCUUUGUUCACUUGAUGGGACCACUCAUCUAAUUAUUAGAUUUGUCUAAUCAGUGCUUUUAGGUGUGAGGGGUCUCAGAAGUUCAGUUUCUUCUCAUAUCAAACUCGUCUGUAGGUGGCUGUGAUGAGGUCACGUUCCUCUGUAGCGAAUAAGCACAGUCCUUUCCCUGCUUUGUUUCAAGAUGCUUUCAUGCUCUCAUUCAACACAACCAUUUCAUCACAAUGACACCUUCAAAGCCUUUUUUCUAUUUAAUGGGUGUGCUGCUCUGGAACCUGGCGGAGACGAAUGAUGUGGAACCAAUAGUGCGUCGGGACUCUCCUGGCUUUCUAACGUCUCAUAUUGGUGGAGAUGUGACUCUGAGCUGCACUCAUCAAAGUGUUGCUGUUAGAUAUUACUGGUACAAACAAACUCUGGGACAAAAGCUGAAACUGGUCUCCAUUAGCUAUAAAUAUGAUGAAAGUGGAACAUUUUAUGAUGAUUUCAAGGACAAUCCCCACUUCAAACUGAAAACUGAACAUGGGAAAAGCCAGUUACAAAUAUCUGACCUACGGCUUUCAGACACAGGGACUUACUUCUGUGCAAGCGGUCUGUCAUUUAUGUUUGAAUUUGGAGAGGGGGCCACAGUCAUAGUGAAAGAUUCAGGUUUGGAGAACACAGCUUUGGUCCUUCAACCAGCAUCUGAGACCGUCCAGUCAGGAGACUCUGUGACUCUGAACUGUUCAGUCCAUACUGGGACCUGUGAUGGAGAACACAGUGUUUACUGGUUCAAGGACUCUGAAGAUUCUCAUCCAGGACUUAUUUACAGCCACGGAGGCAGGAAUGAUCAGUGUGAGAGGGAACCAAACACACUAACACACACCUGUGUGUACAACCUGCCUCUGAAGAACCUGAAUGUGUCUGAUGCUGGGAUUUACUACUGUGCCGUGGCCUCAUGUGGACACAUACUGUUUGGAAACGGGACCAAGCUGGAAAUGACGAGUGAGGUGUACUUGGUAUACCUACUAAGUGGAGUGUUGAUCUUCACCAUCACCCUGAGUGCUUUAUUGGCUGUUGUUCUGUACAAGCUGCAACAAAAGGGCCUGAGCCGAACCUCAGAGUUUCAAAUAAGAUUUGCAUCUCAACAAACAACUAAUGAAGAGCACGGUAACCAGAACACAGACAACCUCCAUUAUGCUGCUGUGGGUGUUAACACCAGAUCAACAAGUCGCAGGAUGAGCUCACACACACAGUGUGUUUACUCCAGUGUGAAACAAUAGAUUUGACAUGAAUCAACUCCAGUAUUUACAGUUUGUGUUCGAUCACAAAUGGUUUUAACUGCAGAAGUCCAUUCAGCAUUUUUAUACCUGAACAUCCUUGCUUAUAUUUUAGUAUUCUCUUAAAAUAAACCUAUGUGGAACACCGUGUGUGUCUUUUCAUUAUCUCUCUCUCUCUCUCUCUCUCUCUCUCUCUCUCUCUCUCUCUCUCUCUCUCUCUGUGUGUGUGUGUGUGUGUGUGUGUGUGUGUGUGUAAGAACAUUUCAGUGCACAAAGAAUUAAGCAAUCCUCACUCGUCAGUGGGAUUUGAUAUUAACAUUAACACUAGUACUAAUACGUAUUUCUCCUAGAUAUUUUUUACACACCAAUGUUUCUGGGAUGAAUUGGAUAAGAUUUUAGAGCAAGCUACUUUGAAAGUGUCCCUAUUUUUUUUAAAUUUUAUUUCAUUUAGAAUGAUAUUUUCUAUAAAUUAACAAGUCAGUGGCACAUUUGUCAGAUGUAAAUGUUUUAUAACAGUGAGUAUAAAGAUGUUUAUGUCCAGCGUUGGGAGUAAUGUGGUACAAAAGUAGUUAAUUACUGUAAUGCAUUGCUUUUUGCUGUAAUGUGGUAAUGUAAGGCAUUACAGGGAAAGAAAAUGGUAAUAUUUACUCGGUACAAUUGUCAGUAACGCGGUAAUUACAAUGCAUUUUUAAACCCAGAAUCAAGAUGUGUUCCUUAAAAAUUCAAAUUGCGGGAAACCCGAAGAAAGAUCCAGUAUCUGCAUAUAUGACAUCAUUUAUGGACUCAGCUUUGUGGGCAUGAGCAGAGAGGACGCAGCGGUAACGGCUCAAAUACUCCAGCUGCGUCCUGCAUGCGGCCGCUGCAACAUUCACAAAAUCGCUCCACUAAAACAAAAUAAUUCACUUGCGAUCGUUCAUAUCAGCGCAUAUUCUCUGGUAUUUUGUGCUUUUCUGACGUGCUUUUUCUCAGCUGAGUUCAUAAUCUGGGCCCCGGUGAUUUCAACUCAUUACUGCUGGAGCGCCGCGCAUGUGAAGAUCCCUCUGGCUGAUAGAAAGUACGAAGUCUAGGAAACAGUUUUUUCUGGAAGACGGAGAAAACAUGCAGCAUGCAGGAAGGUUAGAGAGAGAAAGGGCAGGAAAUUAUUCAAAUAAAAUCAAGAAAACAAAACAAAGUGCUUGAAAAGAAAAAAAGUAGGUAGAUUUAUCCCCAAUACACAUUUUUACCAGUGAAAAGCAAUAAUAUAAGCAUUUAAUAUUUAUACAUGUGAUAGAAUCAGAUCACCCCAGAAGUCAGUCCCACAUCCAGGGCCGUAUCAAGGCAUUUGGGGACCAAGGCAAAUAUAGGCUUGGAGCCCCCACCACCUCACUCCCUGCUCAGUUAAUAUAAGAUGGCAGCGUGCUGAGAGUACAGAUUGUUGUUGCUUUUAGUAAAUAAACAAUCAUUUUAAAGCACUGUUAUUAUAUCUGACUGUUUUUAACAGCAAUCCUAGCUCAGACACCACAUCACCUUCCACAUAUAUGUCAUGAGCUCACUGAGCGUCAGAUUACCAGAUUCAUGUUGAAGUUGUUUUAGUGAAAGUAACUUAAAGUAAUGCAAAAGUAGUGUAAUGCCUUACAUUUUAAAAUCAGUAAUAUUGUAAUGUAAUGAAUUACUUUAAAAUGAGGGUAACAAGUAAUAAAUAAUGCAUUACAGUUUUGAAGUAACUUGCCCAACACUGACACUUUCAAAGUUUAGAAAAAUGGUCUCUUUUUGACUUUGGUUGAGAACAAUAAUAAAGUGUCAUGGAUUUUAUCAGUAUGUUAAUCAAUAACCCAUUUCCUAUAGUGAGGAGAGAAGGAGACAAUGAGCAGACAAGUCAAACAGUUAUAACUGUGGCAAAGUGCCUCGAACAUCCGGUCACAGAGUUUAGUUAUAGAGAGGUAGAGAUUGUGUGUGUGUGGGAAGUCAAGAAUGUGUGUGGGUGCGUCAUGCAAAGAGGCAUAGAGCAAUACAUUUACAUUCAGUUGAUUGAGUCCAUGAUCAGGAAUUAAUAAACAUAAAUUUUUCCAUAACAUUCCCGCCUGUUUAUCCGAAUAGAACAACCAAACAAAAGGAAGCAACAAAACAAAACAAAACCAAAUAAGGAAAACAAAAAUAAGUUAAAUAAUAAGUAAUUUUAUCCACUUCCACAACUUGUCACCAUUAACUAUGAAAGCUACAUCAAUCACGAAUCAAGGCAUAGAAAGGGGGUAAACCAGGAAAGGUGAUCAUCUCAGUAGUCGUAAGGGCCAAUAGGGUCCAAACAAGUAACUCAAGACAAAAAUGAUAAGCAUCAAAACAAAAAUAAUAAGUAAAGUAAUAAACACUACAAUCAGAUAUGAAAGGUUCAGAAUCAACAUGAUGAAGUGGGAACACAGCACGAGGUGCUGCAAUCAUAUGUCUAUUGCGGAUCGUAAUCUCAAUCCUGUUAACUUGUCCAAAGAAUCAUUCCAUACAAGGUUCAAUACAAAAAUCAGCAAACUAAUAAGAACAAAUAAGGUAAUAAACACAAUCUGGCAAUCGUCAGCAUAGAGAUGGAACGAUAGGCCAUGUUUACAAAAGAUUGACCCCAGAAGAAGCAAAUAAAUUGCAAACAAAAGAGGACCAAGGAUCGAUCCCUGCGGGACCCCCCAGCGGAGCCCCUCCCAAGAAGAAAAAACAUCACCCAGUUUAAGACAGAAUGUCCUGUUGUGGAGAUACGAUCUAAAACAAUCCAAAGCAGACCCUUUGAUCCCAACCCUUCGUUCCAAGCGAUCAAGUAGAAUUGCGUGGUCAUCUGUGUCAAAAGCUGCCGUCAGAUCUAACAACAGAAGCACCACAGAUGUACCGUGAUCUAGUUAUAGAUAGAUAUCAUUUAAGACCCUCAGUAGAGCUGACUCUGUACUGCGGCCCCCUGACUCUGGAACUCUCCCCCCCGAUCCUGAGAUCAGUGGACUCAGUGGUCUCCUUUAAGAAGCAGCUGAAGACUCACUUGUUCAGGCUUUGGCUGGACCUUCAUCAUCACCCCUUCCUUAUUCUGCUCUUUCUACUUAUUUUGCCUUUCCCCGGAAUCCACUGAUUUCCUUCUUUCCUAUUAAUUUUCUCUGUCCCUUUCCUUACAUUGUUAUUUUU